Microstroma glucosiphilum is the source of this 2267-nucleotide messenger RNA. Its product is annotated as acyltransferase ChoActase/COT/CPT. Gene Ontology annotation, biological process: carnitine metabolic process. NCBI's taxonomy places the organism in Eukaryota, Fungi, Basidiomycota, Exobasidiomycetes, Microstromatales, Microstromataceae. The record is from RefSeq and is a predicted model, not a curated record. Gene Ontology annotation, molecular function: carnitine O-acetyltransferase activity. The coding region runs from base 174 to 2120 and encodes 648 amino acids. The transcript has a single exon. Gene Ontology annotation, cellular component: peroxisome; mitochondrion.
GGUGACGUCGAUCCCAGGAGAACACAGAUCUCCGUGCUCCCUUGCCAUACCUUCUACCUCUACACACAUCAGACAUAUCUCCCUCCCUCUUUGGCCGAUUCCCUUGCUCGCAGCUGUACUCCCACCUUCCCCCCCAGGCAUCAUCAGUCUCAGUACGUAGAGCCCAGAGAAGAAUGCCCACUGCCGUCUCCUCUCUCCUCUCUCGUCAAACGGCAAAUCGCUUCGCAGCAGCAACAUCCAACAUCAAGCGUGCUUCUCCCUUGCCCCAAUUCCAGCAUCAGCAACGAAGGACGAUGAUCCUCAAGGCCUCCACUCUCGCCAAUGGCAAGGGCCAACUGCUAUCUUCCCAGACUUCCCUCCCCUCUCUGCCCGUUCCGGCAUUGGAGCAGACGCUGAACAAGUACCUUCAGACCACCCGUCCCUUCCAAGACAGUUCUUCCCUUGCUCAGACCGAGGCAGCAGUCAAGUCUGCUUUGGAUGGAGAGGACUCGGCCUUGUUCAAGGAGCUGCAAAAGAGGUUGCAAGAGCGAGCCCAGAGUCCCGAGUCAGAGGGCAACUGGCUCGCCUCUUGGUGGAACACCACAGCUUACAUGGCCUACCGUGACCCAGUGGUUCCCUACGUUAGCUACUUUUAUGGACACAAGGAUGACCAAAGUAGGAGGACUGCACCGAAGAGGGCAGGUGCGAUGCUCAAGGCCAUGCUGCAAUUCAGGAAGCUGGUAGAGAGUGAGGAGCUCGCACCGGAGAAGACCAAGGCUGGACCGCUGUGCUCCGCCUCGUACCCUUGGAUGUUCAAUGCCUCUCGUCUCCCUGCUGCUGGAGAGGAUCAAGCUGUCAAGUACCCAGCAGACAAGUACAACCACGUCGUCUUUGUCCGCCACGGCCGCUACUUUGAAGUCGAGGUCGUGGACAAGUCGGGUAAGGAGCUCAGCGCAGCGCAGAUUGAAGCGCAGGUUGAGAAGAUUAUUGCCGAUCCUCGUACGCCAGAGUCUUUCCCUGUUGGUGCACUUACCUCGAACAAUCGAGACAAGUGGCUUGAGUCUCGUCAGGCCCUUGUCAAGGCCGACUCGGCAAACGAAGCCGCUCUAGAGAGGAUCCAGUCGGCCAUCAUCGUCGUGUGCCUGGACGAUGUGGCACCUGUGACUAGGGAAGAGGCAGCCUGGCAAUUGUGGUACGGAGACGGCAAGAACCGUUUCUACGACAAGCAGCAGCUGAUCGUCUUUAGCAAUGGCAAGUCCGGAUACAUGGGCGAGCAUUCCACCAUGGAUGGAACUCCUACUCUGCGUCUCAAUGACUUUUGUAUCUCUGCUCUAGCGGCGGGAAAGAUUGACCUCGGCAGCGAGAGUGCCGAUGCUUCUUCGCUGGCAGAGCCAAAGGAGAUUACCUUUAAGCUGAACAAGGACGUCGAGUCACACAUCCUCUCUGCCAUGCGCUCCUUUGACUCCCUCAAGUCCAAGCACGAUCUUGCCGUUCUAGACUUUCAAGGCUACGGAAAGGGAGCCAUCAAGGCUUACAAGUGCUCCCCUGACGCCUGGGUACAGAUGGUCAUCCAACUUGCCUACUUUAAAAUGAAUGGCAAACCAGCUCCAACCUAUGAAUCUGCUCAAACACGAAAGUUCCGUUGGGGACGAACAGAGACGAUUCGUUCCUGCUCUGUCCAAUCGCAAGACUUUGUAGAGAGUAUGGAGAAUCACGCAGCUAGUGAUGAAGAGCGCUCCACCAAAUUUCAAGCAGCGGUGAAGCAACACUUGGCUUAUGCUACUGCUGCUGCUGAUGGACAAGGGGUGGACCGUCAUCUCUUUGGACUCAAGAAGCUACUCAAAGACGGCGAGAAAGCUCCCGCCCUCUAUUCGGAUGCAGCCUUUAGCAAGACUUCCAAUUGGCAACUAAGCACCAGUCAAAUCUCCUCGGAAGUCUUUGACUGUUGGGGCUAUGGAGAAGUGACUCCAGAUGGAUUCGGAUGUGCAUACGCAAUCAAGGAACGUAGCUUGACAUUUACCCUUACCUCGUUGGGAUUGGGAGCGGAUAAGUUGAGACAUUACCUCAAUGAGAGUGCAGUCGAGUUGAGGGAUUUGCAUGAUCGAUUGGCGGCAAAGAAGGAGAUGAAGCCCAAGCUCUAAGCAAAAAGUCUGCGGGGGAAUGAAGGAAGAGGAGGAGGAGGAGGUGGUGGGGAAAGAGAGGGUAGAGGUAGUGUUGGGCGAGGGACCCCUUGUGCUUUCUCUAAUGCACUUAAUACAAUAUUACGACGUCUCGUCGCCUUUACAAUG